CGGACCAGGCCCAUUGCCAUCUUUACAUUGACCCAUCACCGUGGAGGCGAUGACCGUGGUCCGUCGACUGUCCCAAACAGGAUUCAGCCAAUUGAUCACACUAUCAAAAUAUUGAAAACCCCCUACUGUGUUAUCGAUUGAGAAAUCCAAACUAAAUGAACAGAAAGAUGGAGAAUAUGGCGAUCUAUGCGACCUUGAUCUUAACAAUGGCGGCAGUCUGUCAUGGACAACAGCUAAGCUCAAAAGAUUGCGAGAAUUUGGGAUUCACGGGUCUUUCUCUCUGCUCCGACUGUAAAACUUUGUCUGAGUAUGUCAAAGACCAAGAAUUGGCAUCUGACUGCUUAAAGUGCUGUGUGGAGGAUUCUGAUGAUUCAAUGAGCAAGAUUACCUAUGCUGGUGCAUUGUUGGAGGUCUGCAUGAGGAAACUGGUCUUCUAUCCCGAGGUUGUUGGUUUUAUAGAAGAAGAGAACGACAAGUUUCCUUCGGUCAAAGUUCAAUAUUCUUUCAACUCGCCACCGAAGAUGAUUAUGCUGGAUGACAACGGUGAACAUGCUGAAACAAUUAGAAUUGACAACUGGAAACGUGAGCACAUCCUGCAGUUUCUACGGGGCAAGCUCAAAUCUGCUUCUAGCUAAAUGGGGUGAUGUUACUGAUGUUUUUGUGCCCUUACCAAAUGAACCAAUUAUACGUGAUGUUUUUUUUUCAAUGUAUAAUGAUCUUGAUGUUCCUAGAUGGAUCGAUUUCUUUGUAUGAUAACCGAUCUUAUAUCUAAUUUGAAGUGUACUAUAAGUUGAAUUCUUCUCUGAAAAA
Spinacia oleracea (spinach) is the source of this 810-nucleotide messenger RNA. RefSeq lists its product as uncharacterized. The transcript is spliced from 4 exons. NCBI's taxonomy places the organism in Eukaryota, Viridiplantae, Streptophyta, Magnoliopsida, Caryophyllales, Amaranthaceae. Gene Ontology annotation, cellular component: endoplasmic reticulum lumen. The coding region runs from base 156 to 635 and encodes 159 amino acids. The record is from RefSeq and is a predicted model, not a curated record. Gene Ontology annotation, molecular function: oxidoreductase activity.